Messenger RNA from Xyrauchen texanus (razorback sucker), 2417 nucleotides. RefSeq names its product polo-like kinase 1 (Drosophila) (gene plk1). Gene Ontology annotation, molecular function: protein serine/threonine kinase activity; protein binding; ATP binding. The coding region runs from base 298 to 2082 and encodes 594 amino acids. The record is from RefSeq and is a predicted model, not a curated record. Lineage: Eukaryota; Metazoa; Chordata; Actinopteri; Cypriniformes; Catostomidae. Gene Ontology annotation, biological process: mitotic cell cycle; protein phosphorylation; regulation of cytokinesis. The transcript has 11 exons. Gene Ontology annotation, cellular component: centrosome; cytoplasm; spindle pole.
GCGGGCCGACACACUUCACAUAUGCCCGUUUAGCUUACGUUUUAUCAACAUAAUCCGACAGAUGCAUGGUUCAGGCCGGUGAAUAUAACGCUUUUAGAUCAGAUAUACACUAUAUUGUUUUUCAUAGUUUGUUGGAGUUAUCAUUUGAAUGUAGUUAGCAACGGAUGUGGAUGGUUGGCGAGUUGCAUGCAGUUUCGGGAUAAAGGAAAAACGGUGUCUUAAUUUUGCGUGACCUAUUUAUUUUUCAACACUAUUGUGUGCCUUUUUGUAUUUUGAUCGGCUGUAAAUUUGGCAAGGAUGAGCGCAGGAGUUGCAAAGGUGGCGAAGCCAUCGACUCACGUCGAUCCCAAAUCGGCGCCGCUGAAGGAGAUUCCUGAUAUUUUAGUUGAUCCCAGAACCAUGAAACGAUACAUACGAGGUCGCUUUCUCGGGAAAGGGGGAUUUGCGAAAUGCUACGAAAUUACAGAUAUGGACACAAAGGAGGUUUUCGCAGGUAAAGUGGUGCCGAAAUCGAUGCUACUGAAGCCACACCAGAAAGAGAAAAUGAGCACGGAAAUUGCCAUUCACAAAAGUCUCGAUAACCAGCAUGUUGUUGGGUUUCACGGGUUUUUCGAAGACGACGACUUCGUGUAUGUGGUGUUGGAGAUAUGUCGGAGAAGGUCUCUUCUUGAGUUGCACAAGCGAAGAAAGGCAGUGACCGAGCCUGAGGCCAGAUACUUCAUGCGCCACACUAUCCAGGGUUGCCUGUACUUGCACAACAACAGGGUCAUUCACCGUGAUCUCAAACUUGGGAAUCUGUUCCUCAGUGAUGACAUGGAGGUGAAGAUUGGGGACUUUGGUUUGGCCACCAAGAUUGAAUUUGACGGCGAGAGAAAGAAAACCCUGUGUGGCACUCCAAACUAUAUCGCCCCAGAGGUGCUCUGCAAAAAAGGCCACAGUUUUGAGGUGGAUGUAUGGUCACUGGGAUGCAUUCUAUACACACUGCUGGUUGGAAAGCCUCCAUUUGAGACAUCCUGUCUGAAGGAAACCUACAUCAGAAUCAAAAAGAAUGACUACUCUGUCCCUAGACAUAUUAAUCCAGUGGCUGCUGCUCUGAUUCGUCGGAUGCUGCACGCUGACCCCACACUUAGGCCUUCUGUGGCCGAGCUGUUGAUCGAUGAGUUUUUCACCUCUGGUUACGCUCCCAUACGGUUGCCCACUUCCUGUCUCACUGUACCUCCCAGGUUCUCCAUUGCUCCUUCCAGCCUGGAUCCUACCCUCCUUCGCAAACCCCUCUCGUCCCUUAAUAAAGGAACAAACAGUCCUAUUGAGAAAAUGGGAAAAAUGGAGCAGCCACAAAAAGAAGAUAUGCAGCAAAGGGAUGGAUCUGAACAACCUGACAGCCACCUGAGUGAUAUGCUGCAGCAACUUACCCGCCUCAACAGUGCCAGGCCAUCUGAAAGAGACUUUGUUAGACAAGAUGAGGCUGAAGACCCUGCUUGUAUUCCUAUCUUCUGGAUUAGCAAAUGGGUUGACUACUCUGACAAAUAUGGCCUUGGUUAUCAGUUGUGUGAUAACAGCGUAGGAGUUUUGUUCAACGAUUCCACACGUUUGAUCAUGUACGCUGAUGGUGACAGUCUGCAGUACAUUGACCGAAACACUGCAGAAUCCUACCUCAGCGUGCGCUCCUACCCCCCUGUGCUCUCCAAAAAAAUUACGCUCCUGAAGUAUUUCAGGAAUUACAUGAGUGAGCACUUGCUGAAGGCUGGGGCAAACAUAACACCUAGGGAUGGAGAUGAGCUGACCCGUUUGCCAUACCUGCAUCACUGGUUUCGCACAAAGAGCGCCAUCGUGCUGCACCUCAGCAACGGAACUGUGCAGAUCAACUUUUUCCAGGAUCACACUAAGCUUAUUUUGUGUCCUCUGAUGGGAGCAGUAACAUACAUCAACGAGAAGCGAGAGUUCUACACCUAUAAAAUCACCCUGAUCGAGGAGUUUGGCUGCUGCAAAGAGCUGGCCAGCCGUUUGCGCUAUGCUCGCAACAUUGUGGAGAAGCUGAUGGCCUGCAAAAGCCCUGCUGCAGCCACUACCUCUGGACGCUAACCCAAAUCAAAUGGCUUUAUGAUGUCACCAUUGACUAAUCUUCCUUGCUUGAGUCUGAGGGCCCUUAAAAUAUUCUAUCAGCAAAACUUGUACAGUUUUCUGGGUUUUACACUAGGAAUUCUUUGUCCUCUGGAUCUAUUGUUUACUCUUACCAUCACUUGUUUUUCUAGGUUGGAAAGUUUGUGACAGUGCAAGCUAUCUGUAUCAUGUGAACUCUCUUUGUACAUGUUUUAAUGUUUUAAAUCUUUCCUGUUUAACUUUUGACUGUUCUUUGUAUAGAAGCUUUUGGACAUUAAUCUUUUAAUGAGCAAGAGUAUAUUUGAAAUAAAUUGGUU